AAUAAUUCGAAUGAAAUUCUUGACUCUCAUCACGAGUUUUUGUUGUCGAAUUGGAAUUUUAGUAUUUGAAAAAAAAUUCAAUUUUUUAAAGUUUUAUCAUCGCAUUCAACAAAGAAUGGCACCAGUUGUACAGAUUUCUGCUACAAAUGGUAAUAAACCGGUACAAUCAACACCGGAUAAAUCAUUGUUAACGACAAACGCAUCAGCGACGACAACUUCUUCAAAAAAACCUAUUGAACGACGACCAGAAUUAUUCUGUAAAGUUAAAUACAGUAAUACAUUGCCCGAUAUACCAUUCGAUCCGAAAUUUAUUGUCUAUCCAUUCGAUACGAAUAGAUUUGUUGAAUAUAAACAAACAUCGUUGGAAAAAAAUUAUAAACAUGAUUUACUCACUGAACAAGAUCUUGGUGUCACUAUUGAUCUGAUCAAUCCCGAAACCUAUGAGGUUAAUGAAUAUAAAAAUGUUCGACUGGCUGAAGAAGAUGAAAAACUUCUUGAAGAUGAAAUUGCCGCACCACAAGAUACAAAACGUUCACGUUGUCAUAAUCGUGCCAUUACUUGGUUGAAAAAGACUGAAUAUAUUUCGACGGAAUUCAAUCGUUAUGGUGCAAGCAGUGACAAAACUGAAACAAAGGUUGGUUUCGGUGUUCGUAAACGAAUGCGUGAUGAAAAUUUCUAUUUGGAUCGUGAUAGUCAAAUUGCCGCUAUUAAUAAAACAUUUGAAUCGGCUAAGAAACCGAUUCUAUCACAUCCGGGAAAACCGGGUCUAAAACCAGUGAAAACAUGGCCAGUGUUUCCAGAUUUUGAAUUAUGGAAAUAUCCAUUUGCACAGGUUAUGUUUGAUGCUGAUCCUGCACCACCAGAAAAAGAGAAAGAAAUGUCUCAAGCUAUGAUACGUGGUGUAAUGGAUGAAAGUGGUGAACAAUUUGUUGCAUACUUUCUGCCUACUGAAGAUUCAAUGAAUAAACGUAAAAUCGAUGAACUUGAGGGUCGCGAUUAUACUGAAAAUGAAGAAUAUGAAUAUACUAUGGCACGUGAAUAUAAUUGGAACGUAAAGAAUAAAGCAACAAAAGGUUAUGAAGAGAAUUAUUUUUUCGUAUGGCGUGAUGAUGCCGUUUGCUAUAAUGAACUGGAAACACGUGUUAAACUUAGUAAACGACGUUUAAAACAUACGGCAACCAAUUCAAAAUUAGUUGUCAAACAUCGACAAUUAAAUGAACAGGAAUAUAAAAUUCAAGAAAUUCGUAUGACACAAUUGGAACCGCCACAAGAAGAUGAUGAAUUAGCAGCAGCGGUUGCAGCUGCUGCCACUAAAUCUGAAAUGAUGGAAUACAAUGAAAAUGAUGAUCAUCAACAGCAACAACAACAAUCGGAACAGUCACAAGAACACGAUCAAGAGAUGAAUGAGGAAAAUGAGGGCCAUAAGAAAAAAUCUCGAAAUAAAAAGCAUCGUAAUGAAAGUGAUGAUGAAGAAUCAGCCGAAUCAAAAUCAUCAUCAUCAUCGGCAUCUUCAUCUGCCGAUUCAUCUUCAGCAUCAUCAUCUGAUUCAAGUGAAGAAUCGGAUAAUGAUGAAAAUGAUCGUAAACAAAAACAGAAACAAUCAUCACCAAAACAACAACAAAAAGAUGUACAAAAGAAAAAACAAGAAAGUUCGGCCGAAUCAUCUGCUCAAUCAAGUGAUGAUUCUGAUAGUGAUGGUGGAAGCGGCGUUAGUAGCGAUAGUGACAGCGAUGAUGAUCAACGACAACAAACAAAACAGAUUUUUGGUUCCGAUUCAGAUUGAUCAUGAACAAAUAAUCAUUAAUGAAAACUAAAAGAAUCAUAGUCAUUAUAUUU
Dermatophagoides pteronyssinus (European house dust mite) is the source of this 1836-nucleotide messenger RNA. It is a transcript of the gene atms, whose product is annotated as RNA polymerase II-associated factor 1-like protein antimeros. The record is from RefSeq and is a predicted model, not a curated record. Gene Ontology annotation, biological process: transcription elongation by RNA polymerase II. NCBI's taxonomy places the organism in Eukaryota, Metazoa, Arthropoda, Arachnida, Sarcoptiformes, Pyroglyphidae. Gene Ontology annotation, cellular component: Cdc73/Paf1 complex. Gene Ontology annotation, molecular function: RNA polymerase II complex binding; chromatin binding.